AGUGUGGGAUAGUGAAUACCAGAAAACUGUAAGAAGUUACUUAGAUUCGUUUCAAUUAGUUCAGUGGCCUGUAGUCCUGGAGAAUUUGAACGAAAUUCUAUUGUUUGCCCAAGCACCGUACAGUCAUACACCUUGCAAGUCUCGAAGUAAACCAAUAACUUUUCUGCUACCCAAUGGCUUCGAAAAUUAGUUGGAUUUCCAUUUUUAUCUUAACGCUUCAUACCCCUCGCGGCCUACAUGCAAGAAGCCCCCCAAGCGCCCAAGCUCAGUUAAUUCACGAAUUCGCAAGAUCCUUUAAACACAUACACCGAGUAAGCUUGCUCUCCUGCCAUAACCUUCCGGUCAACUGCGACUUCUAUCGAACCCCUAAUCAAACAACAUCCCCAACAAGCACUACAACAAACGCUAUUAUUAACAGUCUUACAUUCGUUGAAAGUUUGUUCAAGGCCGAAGGCAUUUUAAUCAAAGUCCUUGCAAUUGAUACACUGUCUGCCUCAUGGUCGACAGCGUCCAGUCGAAUGGAACUUUGGAAAUCCUUUUUGCAAAGCGAAGACCAUAGACAAGUUGUUGUCUUGAAUUUGUCCUGUGGCAACAAUAGUCUGGAAAUCCUCGAACUGGCAUCUUAUGAAGGGUUUUUCAACUCCUCGUAUCAUUGGCUGCUGAUAGACGAAGAUGGAGGAGAAAGGGAAUUCCGAGCUGGAGCUGAAGCGGAUUGCAAGGAUUAUAGUGUUAAUCGGUCCAGAAAAGUUGAUGAUUCCCGGCCCGUAGACGAGUUUGAAUACAAAAGGAGUACCGAACGUUUGCAAUAUAUUGAAUUUCUUUCCAAACUUAAUAUCAGCAUGAAUACUGAGCUUCUGUUUGCAAAAAGGAAUGACCGAGAUGGUAUAUAUGUAUUGUAUGACAUAUGGAGUCCUGGACGACAAUACGGAGGUGAAUUGAACGUAACUGAAGUCGGACGAUUCUCACAACAUGACGGCCUGCAAAUGUACAAUUGGUUCAAAGAAACAACCUCAAUUGUCCGACGAAUGGACACGAAAAAUGCCCUCAUUCGAUGCAUGAUUGUAAUUACCAGCCACAUGACCGAGAACUUUGAGGAUUACUUGAAUCACCAGCAUAAUCCCCAUUUGGAUUCAAUGCACCGAUUCAAUUUCAAUCUUCUGUCACACGUUCGAGACAUGUUCAAUUUCAGAUUUCAUCUAUUCCGUACCAAUUCCUGGGGUUAUUUGAAAAAUGGAACGUUCGACGGGAUGAUCGGAGCCUUGGUGAGACGCGAGGUUGAUAUUGGGGGCUCCCCGGUUUUCUUUCAUGAGGAACGUGCCGCCGUGAUUGAUUAUACGACGAGGACAUGGAUUGCAAGGCCCUGCUUCAUAUUUCGACAUCCAAAUUCAACCCGUUACAUGCGAAAUAUUUUCCUGCAACCAUUUUCAAAUCAAGUGUGGAUAUGCAUUGGUAUCUGUGGCCUAGUAUCUGUUGUUAUUCUGUGGCAUCUAAGGCACACCGAGGAAAAUCUUCUGGACGAAAUGGAUACCACCGACACUUUAACAAAUCGAGGGAAACGAAUUCAUGGACGCAACUGCAAUCUUCGAGAUUUUCUUGCAAGCAUUCUCAAUUGUCGUCAUAAAUCACAACUUGCAAUUGUGCUAAGACGCUUCUUUGGGAAGUUCUUCUAUACCCGGAAGGCUCCCCAUCCGAUAGCAACUCCAGCAAAUGCCACAACUUGCUUUCAAACUAAAACGGAUUAUCGUAAUUUUCCCAAUAAUAGCAACAACCACAGAAAAGAUUUUCGAUUGUCCCGUCCGUUUUGCUCCUGCAAGUUGAACGACGCAACUGAAGGACUUGAAGAUACUCCUAGGGCAAAGGAUGAUUGUUCCAGAACGAGUAAUGCAAACGAAGCCAAUAUUUGUGCAAUGAGCAAUGUUGGAAAAUAUUCAAAACGGACAACAAUGCCGGCUACUUAUUUACAGCAAAACAGAAGAAAAGAUCGUUUAUCUUGGCUGAAUUUGAAUGGAAGCUCAAAUGAAAUAGCUCCUUGGGGCACAUCCAGAUCAUUUCAAUGUUGCAUCCUGUUUUUUAUUGCAGCGAUUUGUCAGCAAGGACCUCAUUAUUCCUGUCAUCUAGUAUCCGGUCGCGUUGUUAUCCUUUCGACUUUGCUCUUCGCAUUUUGCAUCAGUCAAUUCUAUUCAGGAACCAUUGUCGGAACUCGACUAAUGGAAAAACCAAAAACAAUGAAGAACAUUCGCGAUUUAAUCGAUAGCUCAUUGGAGGUUGCCAUCGAGGAUAUUCUGUACACUCAUGACUAUUUUCGACGAACAACUGAUCCGGAUGCUAUCGAACUCUAUCGGAGAAAAAUCAGUCAACCUGUCGACGUUGAGAGGAAAUCCGACACAGGAUGGAAUGGGCGGCAUAGUAUUAAUAACAACAAGGGGGCGGCGAGUAAUGAAAGUCAGGUUUUCACAAUUCCACCUGGAGGUCGGCAAGGUGGCAGGAAAAUGUUUCGCGGAGAGGCGGUAAAAGGUGUCGCCGGAGUCAAGCAACGCUGGCUGAGCCCGGAAAAGGGUCUGGAAUUAAUGAAAGCUGGUGGAUAUGCCUUUCAUGUGGAUGUGGCCACGGCGUAUAAAAUAAUAAGAGAAACAUUUACAGAACAAGAAAUAUGCGCGCUGACCGAAAUCCAACUAUUUCCACCUCAAAAGAUGGUUGGAAUUGUACAAAAAGGAUCUCCGUUGAGGAAAAUGAUUACUUACGGAUUACGACGAACAGCCGAGACAGGUCUAAUGGAUCGCCAGCGAAAACUUUGGCAUUCACCAAAACCACCCUGCGUCAGGCAGAUUCAGCCGAUUAACUUGAGGGUCGAAAUGGAAACGGUCGCGUCAGCACUUUUUGUACUUAUCUUUGGCUUAGCAGCGAGCGGGAUGAUUCUAGCCCUUGAGGUAUCUUACGAUUUAUGGCAGAGGAGAAGCACCGCCAGCAAAUCUGCGGAUAUUGGACAGGAAUGGCGCCGAACCGCCGAGGAGCAGCACAAACAGCGAUGCAACCAUCCGGCAGCAUCUCCCAAGGAUAAUGUCGGCGAGAAAGACUUUGAAUUCGUCAACUAGGGAUUACGCUUUAUGAAUACUCGAGAGCAACAAACCCCUCCGCAAAAUAUACAUGUACCACAUGCCAGCACCACCCCAUCCUGCAAUACCAACGGCAAACUUUGGCCAUCACCGAAAAAAUACAGAUAAGUACACGGUCUUUGUUCCGCCAGCGAAAAUAAUAUUUCUGAAUGGACCUGGGAGCGGGACGUGGUAUCACUUGGCCAGGAGUAUCCUGGAAGCAUGACUAUGCAAAAAUAAAGCCCAUAAUGCACUCAUGCACGAGCAUUAAAUAUGUUUUACUACAUUUGUUCGGAACUAUCGCAUGGCUCUAUUGGAAAACGGAUUUCGGAUGCGGUUGUUAUGGGAGAUUUUCCGUGUAGACAUUUUGCCCUCGUGGAGCGGUAAUCCUCAAAGCUAUGAUUAUCUGAUCCUGCUACGAAUUCCGACCAGGUUUGUGUCGUUUAGAUGGAAUUGAAUUGUGGUUGCGAGAUAACGGCAGAAAACAAUGGUGUGUGGAUUUGGCCGGGUCGCAGGCGAUUAACUUAUGUUUUGGAAUUAUUUAACAUUGUCCUGGACGGAAGCGGAUAAUGCAUCAUCUUUGAAUUACUAGAACGGAAUUAUGGGGAAACAGAAAAGUCGA
Hermetia illucens (black soldier fly) is the source of this 3714-nucleotide messenger RNA. RefSeq lists its product as uncharacterized. NCBI's taxonomy places the organism in Eukaryota, Metazoa, Arthropoda, Insecta, Diptera, Stratiomyidae. Gene Ontology annotation, cellular component: membrane. The coding region runs from base 174 to 3092 and encodes 972 amino acids. The transcript has 12 exons. Gene Ontology annotation, molecular function: glutamate-gated receptor activity. The record is from RefSeq and is a predicted model, not a curated record.